Nematolebias whitei (Rio pearlfish) is the source of this 3070-nucleotide messenger RNA. It is a transcript of the gene intu, whose product is annotated as inturned planar cell polarity protein. The transcript is spliced from 17 exons. Gene Ontology annotation, cellular component: cilium; cytoplasm. Lineage: Eukaryota; Metazoa; Chordata; Actinopteri; Cyprinodontiformes; Rivulidae. Gene Ontology annotation, molecular function: protein binding. Bases 1 to 2817 code for a protein of 938 amino acids. Gene Ontology annotation, biological process: nervous system development; establishment of planar polarity; vesicle-mediated transport. The record is from RefSeq and is a predicted model, not a curated record.
AUGUUUAAUCUUUGUACAGACGGGGAUUCGUUUUCAAAGAACAACUUGGACGACUUUGACUCGGUUCGCAGUGUUCUCCUUUACAGUGACUUGGAGCCAGAAUGGCUGGAUGAUGUUCAGAAGAACGGUGAGCUGUUCUACCUGGAGCUGAGUGAAGGUGAAGAGGAGGCAGCUUUGGCCCAGGCCGCUGCGAUCCACUGUGCUUCCACUAACCAUGUUCGCUUCAGCGACAAGGAGGCCGAGAUCAUCACGGAGCAGAAGAGCACGAAGCGACGCAGCUCACGGACGAAAGGCGAACCCGCUCUCAAAAGGUUAGCCAGGAUCCUGAGGAGGAAACGCCACCCUUCUCAGCGCCGAAACGACAACGAUGGGAGCAGGGAGAACUCGACGACAUCGCCACCGACCUCCAUCCUGAAGAGCCAGCCAGGUCACAUGCAGGGUGGGACUGAGCAGCAGCAGCUGAAGGAGGUGUGCGUCUACCUCAACCCCAAACGGUUGGCGGCUUCAUCAACCCCUCUGCGGGACAGUGGGGGGCUGCUGGAAGCCCUGCUGGGAGUGCUGCACCGCCCUGCUCGCACCACAGACCAGGGAGUCCCUGAAGUGGUCAGACAGGACGAACGACUGACUGUUCAUGGAUUAAUACCAAACAGUCCUGCCAUAAAAUGUGGUCAAAUCCUAAUAGGCGAUGUGCUUGUAGCAGUGGACGAUGUCGAUGUGACCUCGGAGAACAUCGAAAGGGUUCUGUCCUGCAUCCCUGGACCAACACAGGUGAAGCUGACGUUAGAGACGGUGACUCCGGUGGACAGGGACUUCUCAUCAGUCCAAAAGAUGAAGACCUCCCCACCAGUCAGCCAGCUGGUGCGUCUGCUGUGGGGGGAGGACACAGCUGAGCUCCAAAUGUCCAUCAAACACAUCCCUCAUAUUGUCAUGUACCUGUCGCUCAAACUGGACUCGGCAUCGCUGCAGGAGGAGGAAAUCCUAUACCAGUACCCCGUGUCUGAAGCAUCCAGCCGGCUGAAAGGAGUGAGGGGCAUCUUCCUCACACUUUGUGACAUGCUGGAGAACGUCACAGCGGGGCGGAUCAUCAGUUCGUCUCUGUGGCUCGGGAAUCAUCUGGUUCAUGUCGGCUACUGGAAAGAUUGCAACAACCUGCUGGUCAUCGGUCUUCCUGCUGAGAGGGUUCCUCUGCUGUCUCUGCAGACGGUGGUGGGCGAUGUGGUGCGGACAUUAAAAGUGAUGUACGGCUCCUUGGACAGGGCGUUCUGUGAGGAGGACCACACUCCCAGACUGGACCAUUUCUUCUGCUUGUUCUUCCAGCAGCUCAUCCAGCCUUCGAGUUUGAGGGAAGGCUCCUCCGGGCCACCACCUGACGUCUCGGGAAGUCUUUUUUUAGAUGGUUUACCAGCGGUGCGAUGGCUCACUCUGCCUCCAGAAGUCAAGGUGGAGGUGGACAUGGUUCUUUCUGAUUUUGAGUCUUCUGAUUUUGGAGAAAUGUCGGAGGACUUUUUUGGCCUGAGGCGUCUCUAUGUAAUACUUGGCUCCUGUUUGUUCUACAAGUCCUACCUGAUUGCCAACCAUCUUCCAAAAGAGGACCUGCUGGAUGUGUGUCUGUACUGCCAGCAUUACUGUCUGCUGCCGCUGGCGUCGGUGCAGCGAGUGGGUCAGCUGGUCAUCUGGAGAGAGGUGUUUCCCCAGCAGAGAGGUAGUGGAGGGGUCAGCUCCGCACCGGGCUUCAGCCAACCGCAGGGACGACACUUCCUGCUCAUAGUGGGACUGCGACGCUUUAUGCAGUGUGUCCUGUUGGAAGCAGGUGGCUGUGCUUCCCCAGCUCUGGGCUCUCCAGGACCUGACUGUGUUUACGUCGACCAGGUGAAAGCCACCUUGUUGCAGUUGGAGGUGUUGGAGGCAGGCAUCGAGGAGCGUCUGAGCGCCCCACCUGCUCCCUGCCUGUCGUGUGCUGACUGGUUCCUCCCUGCUGCUACGACUCGCGACCGGCUCGAUGGCCUGGCUUCCUCCUCCCCCAUCCUCAACAAACUCACUGGAGCUUUUAGAGGCCCCUCGCCGGGGUACAGAGGACGCAGUCUUUUCGGUGAGAAGUCCCGCCGGUCCAGCCCACAGAGGAGCUUGUCGGACAGUGGGAGCGAGGGGCAGACUGAUGCCGGGUCAGGACCUUCAGGCCUCAGUCCUCAUUCUACUCCGGACUCAGCAAGGAAGCUCGUGGGGAGACGAAACUCUCUGGGGUCUGAUGGGAGUGGAGGCAGCGGAGGCCUCUAUAAGACACCCAGGUUGAAACACCCAAACCCGUUCUAUCUGGGGACCCUGAAGAAGACCCUGACAGAGAGGGAAACAGAGGAGAUGUACAACAACUUGAAAUUGACGUCAGGUGCAGAAAACACCUUGUUUCACUUUGUGCUGAUGGAAACGGUGCAGGGGAUCUUCAUCGCUCCGACUCACAGAGAAGUGGCUCAGCUCAGCGGCUCCAUCCACCCGCAGCUCAUCCGCAACUUCCACCACUGCUGCCUGUCCAUACGAGCCGCCUUCCAGCAGUGUCUGCCGGCCAGGGGCCGUCGCGCUGCAGAUAGGCCUCAGAACGCUAGCUGGGGUCUGGGUCCAGUCAAAGAACACGGGGUUCUGUUUCAGUGCAAACCUGAGAACUGGACCGACCAGAAGAAAUCCGCCCCCACCAUGACUUACUGGGUAAUAGGACGGAUGUUGCUGGAGCCAGUUCCCCAGGAGUUCUACGUGUGUUUUCACGACUCAGUGCCAGAAAUUCCUGUUGAGAUGGCCUUCAGGCUCUCCUUCGGUUUGGCUACGUGACGCACCGUCAAAACGGACACCAAAGAUGAAGGUUUCCAGUCGUACUCUCAGGAAAAUGAAACUCUACUUCCUAGUGCAGAACGUUAAAGCUGCCUGCGAGGUGAUGGAACAGGAAGGUGCUUUGUGGUCGAUCCUUGCCCUCGCAGGCCUCCAUUUUCCAGAUGAUUUUCUGCAGAUUACAGCGAAGCGUGACGAAGGCUUUGAGACAGACUCUACUUCAACCCACAUCCUUCUCGUGCCUUGAUUUCCACCA